AUGGUCGUCAGGCUCUCCUUCGUGAAGCUGAACCGGGGCGGCGCGCUCCGCUGCUCCAAGGACGGAGCCGCCAUAACUAGCUCCUCGUCGCCAUCUCUUCCGCUGCCCCGCACCCGCACACGGCACACCCUCGCCGUCGGAAGAGGAGGAUCGGACGACGCGGGGCAGGAGCAACAUCCUCCAAAGGGGAAGCCGAAGAAUACAGGAUUCAUCAUCGCGUUCACCAAGGAAGUCAUCAUCGCCAUCCGCUGCUCCCCAAUCUACCCGGCAAUCGACGUCUUUGGUCUACCCUUCUUCGGCUGCUUCCUCCACGAGGUUGGCCGACGCUGCACGCUGCUCUCCCGUCGGCAGGUUUCUUCCUGCUGCACCCGCACCAUGACGGGACUCGCCUGCUUGGUGAUCCUAAAAAAAAAACUACAUCCAGUCCACUGCUCUCCCCCGCGUCGAUCCCAUCCUCCUCUCCCCCGCAUCGCCGCUGGCCUCACCCCAACAGGCGCCACAACCGGCGACUUCGCCUCUCACCGCCACCCCCUCUCAUCCCCUCCCGUCGUGGAAGAUCGAGCGACAACCGCGGCGUGGGCGGGCGGCGCCAACACGCUGCUCUCGGCCGCGGAGCUGCUCCCGCCGGGCCACCCGGACCCGUCCGUCGCCUGCUCGCCUCCCGCGGCGUCUUCUCCGAGCACACAGCCGACGGAGGACGGAGGCCGGAGGGGGUACGCGCUUGUGCUGGCGUGGCCCCGGUUCCACAAGGCCAUGCUCAACCCCGCUGGCGCCGAGCCCUUCGCAUGCGCCCACUCCGGCGUCCCCGCCUACGCCUACUACGGACAUGACCGGGAGGCGAACGUGGUGAUGCACGACGACGAACAUCUACUCAAGGACAUCCUGCUCGGCGAUGCUCCUCUUCGUCAGCAUCUCCAGCGCGUGGUCCAGAAGGGCAUGUUCCUUGACAGUGCUGCCAUGGACGUCUUGUUGGAUCGGCAGGGAAGAGGUCAAGCCAGAGGUGAUGCACAUCCAUAGAGUCAUGGUCCAAACCGUACACGGCACUCACAUGCCAUGACCAUCGUCAUCUUGUCGGUCAAGCGGAAGUAGUGGCUAUUGCUCCACCACAGAAGCAAAUGUGAUGAUCAACCAAAAGGAAACAGAGCCCCCUGAUCUGUGUCGUGAAGAUGAACCUGAUUGACCAAAGAUUCGCCUGGGCGCACCAAUGAGGCGAGCUGAAAACACCUUCUACUUACUUGCAGGAAAGAAGUGUUCCUGCGCAGGGAUGAAUGAUGAACCUGAUUGGCCAAAUUGAUGAGUAGUACUGUAUAAGAAACCUUCAGCAAACGAAGCGUUUGUGGCAGGGAUCGCUGGGGAGUUUUAACCAUCGCCGAGAAUCAAGGCUUGCAACACCGCCCAGGGGACACGGAGAAUCAAGGCUCGCCGCCCCACUGAGAAGAUUUUUAAGGGCAUGUACAAUGGUCGAUAAGGUAGGCUUAUCUUAAAUCUUGCAUGUAAUUUAGACAUGACAAAAAAUCAUGUCUACAAUGGGUCAUUUCUUAGCCUUAUCU
This is a messenger RNA of Triticum dicoccoides, 1550 nucleotides long. RefSeq lists its product as uncharacterized. Lineage: Eukaryota; Viridiplantae; Streptophyta; Magnoliopsida; Poales; Poaceae. The coding region runs from base 1 to 1017 and encodes 338 amino acids. The record is from RefSeq and is a predicted model, not a curated record. The transcript is spliced from 7 exons.